AUGAGCAACCUCGGCGGCACCCUGCGCUCCGUUGACUGGGGCACCCAAAAGCUGUCCCACUUCGAGAAGAACUUCUACGUCGAGGACAAGCGCGUUACCGCCCGCUCGGAUCGCGAGAUCGAAGAGUUCCGCAAGCUCAAGGAGAUGAAGGUCCAGGGCCGCAACGUGCCCCGCCCCGUCACCUCCUUCGACGAGAUCGGCUUCCCGGAGUACAUCAUGAGCACCAUCCGUGCCCAGGGCUUCCCGAACCCUACCCCCAUCCAGUGCCAAGCGUGGCCUAUGGCGCUCAGCGGACGCGACGUCGUCGCUAUCGCCCAGACCGGUUCGGGCAAAACGAUCUCUUUCGCCCUCCCGGCGAUGCUCCACAUCAACGCGCAACCCCUCUUGACGGCUGGCGAUGGCCCUAUCGCUCUCAUCCUCGCGCCCACCCGUGAGCUGGCUGUGCAGAUCCAGCAAGAAUGCACCAAGUUUGGAUCUAACUCGCGCAUCCGCAACACUGCCAUCUAUGGUGGCGCUCCGAAGGGCCCGCAAAUUCGUGACCUCCAACGCGGUGUUGAAAUCGUGAUCGCUACCCCCGGUCGUCUCAUUGACAUGUUGGAGUCGGGCAAGACGAACCUUCGUCGUGUCACUUACCUUGUCAUGGACGAGGCAGACCGCAUGCUCGACAUGGGUUUCGAGCCGCAGAUUCGCAAGAUUGUCAGCCAGAUCCGUCCGGAUAGGCAGACGCUGAUGUUCUCAGCCACAUGGCCCAAGGAUGUGCAGAAGCUCGCGAACGACUUCUUGAAGGAUUUCAUCCAGGUCAACAUCGGCUCGAUGGAGCUUACCGCGAACCACAAUAUUUCGCAGAUAGUGGAGGUCGUCAGCGAUUUUGAGAAGAGAACGAAGCUCAUCAAACACCUCGAGCAAAUCUCUCAGGAGAACGCCAAGGUCCUCAUUUUCGUCGGCACUAAGCGUGUGGCCGACGACAUCACGAAGUACCUCCGUCAAGAUGGGUGGCCGGCGUUGGCCAUCCACGGAGACAAGGAGCAACGUGAGCGUGAUUGGGUCUUGAGCGAGUUCAAGGCAGGACGUUCGCCCAUCUUGAUUGCUACGGAUGUAGCGUCCCGUGGACUUGACGUGAAGGAUGUCCGUUACGUCAUUAACUAUGAUUUCCCCAACAAUUGCGAAGACUACAUCCACCGUAUCGGCCGUACAGGACGUGCUGGCAUGACGGGCACGUCUUAUACCUACUUCACGACCGACAACGCUAAGCAGGCCCGCGAGUUGAUCGGCAUUCUAAGGGAAGCAAAGGCGCACGUCCCUCCACAACUGGAAGAGAUGUCCAUGUUUGGCGGCGGUGGCGGCGGUCGGAGUCGCUACGGUGGCGGUGGUGGUGGACGUGGACGUGGCGGCGGCGGUGGUGGCGGCCGCUUUGGCGGCGGACACGACAACGGGUACGGUGGGCGGAACAAUGAUCGCUGGUAA
This is a messenger RNA of Dichomitus squalens LYAD-421 SS1, 1464 nucleotides long. RefSeq names its product DEAD-domain-containing protein. Gene Ontology annotation, molecular function: RNA binding; ATP binding; RNA helicase activity. Gene Ontology annotation, biological process: rRNA processing. The transcript is spliced from 9 exons. The record is from RefSeq and is a predicted model, not a curated record. Gene Ontology annotation, cellular component: nucleus; ribonucleoprotein complex; cytoplasm. The coding region runs from base 1 to 1464 and encodes 487 amino acids. NCBI's taxonomy places the organism in Eukaryota, Fungi, Basidiomycota, Agaricomycetes, Polyporales, Polyporaceae.